Cladocopium goreaui is the source of this 6909-nucleotide messenger RNA. NCBI's taxonomy places the organism in Eukaryota, Dinophyceae, Suessiales, Symbiodiniaceae. The record is from the annotation of a GenBank genome assembly.
AUGCAAUUACCACCUGGAGUGUCGCCUGCGAGACCACCUGAAAUGCCAGAUGCUUCCCGAACCUAUUUAGCUGCUGACAAUGAGGCUCGUGAUGGAUCUCAUCCUUCAGACCAUGCUGCCACAGUGCCUCCGGCCACAGCUAUUGGGACUUCUGUGAUACAGGUCCGCAACCCUGCAGAAUUCACGGCUGCCUUGCAAUGGAUUGUGGAUCAACAACCCCCAUUGUGCUCACCCCAACAACGCCGGCAAAACAAAAUUGUCACGUGGUUUUCAGAUGCAGUCACACUUCCUCGAUCUGACCACUUUCGGGAAGUCCUCCUCAGCCCGCACCCGCUGUAUUGGACUUCUGACAUUUUGCAAAGAUGGAAAGAUUGGAUUGAACCUGGCCAUCCUGUUUUGCUCCAACUUGUCCAGCCUAGUCCCUCAGGCGGACUUUCUGACACUGCAGCUCAUGUGGUCGUCAUCCAGCGACAGUUGCCAGACAAGCGCACUGCGAUUAUUACAGUUGUUGAACUUCUUGAAGACCCGUGGCACCCGACCUCCUUUUGUACACUCUUGCCCACACAGGUGUCCCAUCAGGAGUUGCUGGAUGAAGCUGAUGUUACCCCUCGUUGUCAGCCACUCACUGAGCAAUCGCUAUGCGAGGUCACUCAUGGUAGUAUUAAACUCCUCCCGGACAUGACUUUUCCAGUGCGACAUGGCUACAACUUCGAGAUUGCGCUUUCAUCUCUUGACACUGAAUGGGAUGACUCCACCAAUCUCAUUCAGAUUGGUUUUAGUAGCAUUUCCGCUUUUAUCAGUAGCUUGGACUCCACCGUCAAGCAAGCCACAAUCUCACAUAUGCAAGAAGAUGAGCUUGACAGGCGCGACCACCGACCCAUUUCGGUGACGAUUACCCCACCAAUUCGACAAGGUACUCCGAGCAGUUCGUUUGAGUACCUUACUUUCCAUACAGUUUUGCAAGCAGCCUGGCAGCCAUUGUCACUUCUCUCAGCGAACACCAUUGACCCCUCUGUGCCGGUCUUGACUUGGUAUCUUGACUUUGUCAGACACCCACAAUGUUUUGCUGCACGUGAAGUACAACUGUUUUCGGAUCCCGAGGAAUGGACACAUCUUAUGAGAUUUGCUUGGAGUGAAAUUGUGUUGUACGAUUUGCCACUGUAUUUCUACUUGGUUCACCCAGACCCAAUUGAGAUGGAAGUCCAUGCGGCUAUGCAUGUCAUCCUGGUUCAGCAACCCAUCCAGGGUUUUGAUGCUAUCUUGGUUAAUGUUGUGGAUUCUGCAUGGCCAGGGAUGCCUCCUGCUCGACAUGCAUCCAUGGCACCUCACAUGCUUCCUUUUCCGACGUUAAUAGGCAUUGCGUAUCGUGAUCAAGACUGCAACUCACCCCACAACACCUGCACGGCAUGGAGGGGUGACCAGGAGAUCAACCCUCACGAAGUUGUUCCACUGGCUAAUGGAAUGUCUCUCACAGUUGCGAUCCACCGCCAUCACCAACCAGCACCGGAUGAUCUGGAUCCCUGGGAUGACACUGUUGAGUCACAGAACAAUUUUACACUGCAUAAGGAUGCCAAUGACUCAUGGGAUACGUGGGAUGCUAUGAGCCAACAUCAACUAUGCAAACAAUUGCAGUCAGCUUUUUUGACGCAAACUGACUGUCCACCCAAGAUCGACAAGACUGUGGCACCAGUCAGCAUUUGUCUUGAAGCUGCUUUACCACACCUGCCUUUGCCCCCAACGCAGGAACUUGACCCAGAUGUCUCAGCCAUUGCAUGGUUUCAAAACGCUGAUUGGCAGCAGUACUGCUAUGAGAUCCCUGCGACCGAGCCAUUCCCCCUCCCUGAUGGACUCAAGGUUCCGGAUGUCAGUUACCCAGCAUUGCUACAACCCCAAUUGGAGACCGACCCCCAAACAUGGACCUGGGAAGUCUAUGUAGACGGCUCACAGGGUCUUGUUCAUGCCGGCUGGAGUGUCAUCAUCGUUUGUGCUGACCAAUUUGCAUCCUGUUUUUGUGGUUGUUUUGCGGGGCAAGUACAGCUCUCUCCAGGCCACCCCCAGUGGCUGGGUGCAAAUGAGACUGAUAACAUUGCAGCCGAGUUCACAGCAUUUGCUGUUGCACAGGAUGUCGUCAUGCGCCUGCUACCACAACGCCCCGCUGUGAUUAGACCUGAUUUAAGGCUCAGUCAGAUGAUUGCCACUUUUGAAUCCAUCACCACUGCAUCGCCCAGGAUAGCCCAAGUGUGCCGAGUGUUAUCCAAGUGGCUUGGGCCUAGAGUGAAAGUCCGGCAAAUUGCAGCCCAUCAGGGUCAUCCAUGGAACGAGCUCGCUGAUGCAUUAGCCAAAUGGGCUACCACCCAAUCUGAGGAUGUCCUCCCACAAUGGAAUGUUGAUGGACUCCACCGGCUGGCAGUUUCUUCUCAUGACCUGAACUGGUGUUGGUUGCAAGACUCCUCAGACCGUUUUCGUGCAUGUUUUCCCCCACUUGUACAAGACGAAGUCAUGCAGUUUCCUGCUUCUGAUCGACAUGUUGCUGCGCUCCCGCAGAAACCUCAGGCAGACCUCUGCUGUGCCAAUCUGGCGUUUGCUUGUGCCACCACCAAUGUACUUGCUUUAGACCAUUUUGAGCAUCAGAACGAAGUUGGACGCCAUACAGGGGCAAGAACAGCAAGACUUGACAUCCAGAUGCAUCGACUUGGCGUUGCGGUGGUUGGCAUCCAAGAAGCAAGAACAAAGCCAGGAACCUAUCGCAGUGAGCACUAUUCCAUUUUUGCAUCAGGCUUCCAAGAUCUUGUUUGGGUUUUUGUAGAUGCCAAUGCUCCUCUCAACUCAGAAUACUCUCCACAUGCCGGCUCCGCUGGAGCAGAGCCCCUGAACCCUCAGGGACGGUUGCUAGGAAGGCUGAACAUUGCAUAUUUUGGGUCUUCGGAUCAAUGUCGAGAUUUCUCCACUUUUGCUGAACUGCCUGUGCAUGGCGCUCAUGAAAGGCUGCAGGGCCGCAAUGAGCGAGGGGAGUUCCGCACAGCAGUAGGCAAAGUUUAUCCUCCUGGGCUCAACGAAGCCCUGGGUCGAGCGAUUCGUUGCUUUGCAGCUCAGACAUUGGGCGGCAAGUUUUUGCGAUCAGAGCUCCCCGAGGUUUGUUGUGCUACACUGCAUGAGACCAAGCACCAACAGGUGCAGAUUCUGCAAAGUGGCAAAAGUGAUGAUAGGCUUCUAGAUUUGGCGGUGAAAUCUGCGGACCAUAGGGAGGUACAAGUGAAUCCUGAUCCAAGUCCUGGUGGUGAGAGCGCCAAGACAACGCAUCGGUUUGAGGGACCACCUAUCUUUCCGGCAGUUGGCCCCAAGCCUGAGGCUGGCUUUCGAGAACAGGGGUUGCUGUCAAUUGCUCUACUAUUGUUAGUGUUUUUGCUAGCUGUGGUAGUGGCAGUGAAGAUUUUGCAGUCCCGGACAUCCAAGAAACAGGAGACAGUUAAGGGCGCUCCGAGCCCUAGGCAGCUAGCUCAGAGACAGCUUGCUGAGCUGCGAUUGAGGAGACAUGGCAUUGGGGUGAAUGCAGCAGAGAUUUAUGCGCUGCCCAUGUGGAAUGUCGGAGAGGUGCAGGCCAUUCGAGAUGAAGCAAGGCAGGUCGCUCUCCAAGAGCGCCAGGCAGCGGGAGCACCUGCGGCACAAGCUGUUCCUGUGGCAGCAGUUGGGGUGGCAGCCCUUCCUGCGGUCGCUGGGCCCCUUGUGCCUGCUGGUGCGGCACCCCAUGCCUGCGGUGUCUUGAAAUGGAUGGCGGCUGAGACGGCUGCGGGUUACAGCUAUGGAGACCCCGUUGUUGGGGUUACGGCGGCUAGUGCUCGUGGUGCCAAAGCAGUGCAUGUGGAGAAUGGGAUCCCUAUUUUUGUUGAGUGUGUUGAUGGAGCAGAUUUCACUGUUUUCAUGUCACGCCCCGCCAAGUGUGAUCAUCGCAUCUUGGCCGUAGAGAUGAAUGCUUUGGGUCAGCCUGAGAGGACGCUGAAGGAUGCCGCUUCGGCCUUGUCUGAAACAGCGGUGAAGUGGACCCUCACUGGUCCUCGGACGUCCAAGUGGUGCAUCAGCUAUUUGGCCAUUGAGGGAUUGGGUUUUGAGGGUCACCACGAGAGACUGCGGCAGGUGACACGUGCAGAUUCUUCAUCCUGGGGCAUACAAGAGCAUUUUCAGAUUUCAAUGUCUUUGAGGCAGGCCUUGUUGGUUGAUCAGCUCAAUGGGUGCAACCUCUUGAGCGUUGAAGUGCAGUUCAGGAGGUUGCAGACCAUUGAAUACAGCUAUGCCGAGAAGGCGCGUGAACAAGAGUCAAAGGCGGUUGGAGGCAGACUGACAUUGGAGGAGCAGACAACCUUCGGUGGCAUGACUCGGCAAUACAGUACGUUGAUGAUUUGUCCAGAAUUGCUGGACUAUGUCCGGACUGAAACUGAGAGAGAGGCGACUCUUGCAAAAAGUCUGCGGAAGGCGAGAGAGGAGCGGGAGGCCUUGCGAAAAGGCCCAAGGCUGGCCGUGGAACCUCAUGGGCCACAAGGUGGAAGGCAGGUCAAUAGGGAACUUUUCCCACUGCCCUCCGUGCAUGUUGAAUCUCUGGAAGCUGGUAAGUUGUCGAAGAAAGUUCGACAGCGGAUUGGCAGAAGGCGGCAUCUACAGGAGGAGGUGCAGAGUACAGUCAAUGUUUUGAACAUGAUGCAUGGUGGGACGGGCGGCCCUAUGUCUCCGAAAGGUGAUAUCAGUAGUGGUCAGCAAAAAGUCCUGGAAUUCAUUGAGCAGUCAGUUGCGGCUUUGGGAAGCCCACCUCAACUUUCUGGCCCAGAGGCCCUAGAGGAGCUUCGGGUGAGUGUUGGGUACGGAGAGACGCCAGCUUCGUGCCCACUCGGUUCCUUUGAUCCCGCAUCCGUCUCAUUGCCUUCUGGAGAGAUACGACCGGUCGCUCUGGAAAAACUUUGGGGUGAAGGCGGGCAACAAGUGGUGAAGGAAUUUUCAUCAUCACAAAUGCUUGGUCCGGAUGAGGUCCAUGCCAAGCUGAGAGCUAGUGGUGAUGUGCGGAUUUACAAUGACCCCAAGCUGAACGACCCCAAAGAAUAUGGAGCCUUCAUUAGCCGACUGCUGAUCAUGGACUGCCGCAGGGCGAAUCUCCAUUUUGCAGAGCCAUCCACCGUUGAGCUUGCAACCGGCGAUGCGCUGGGAAAGCUAGAGGUGGGCAGAGAUGAUACUCUGUAUUUGGCAUCAGCAGAUCUUGCAAACGCCUUUUAUACACUGGAGCUGCCGGCAGAGUGGCGGCGCUUUUUUGGUUUUAGACGGGUCAGAGCUGUGCACCUUGGCGUGGUUGAGGUGAAUGGCCAGGCUGUCGCACCUGACACCUGGGUGUACCCACGGACCUUGGUGGUUCCCAUGGGUUGGGCCUGGGCAUUGUGGUGGUGCCAGAGUGUGAAUGAGAGGAUAUGCGAGAGGAGUGGUUUGGCAGCAUGUCAUAGAGUGCGAGAUGGUUUUCCAAUUCCUGGUGGCUCUUUCUGGCAUUUGCAGUAUGUAGAUAACUUGCAUGUGUUGGGAACUGACAAAACAGAAGUAGAGAAAAAGUUUUGGGAUGCAGUGCGAGGUUUGAGGGAAGCAGGUUUGACAGUGCAUGAGAUAGAGUUCAGCGAGUCAACCGUCACCAUGCUUGGGUGGCAGAUAGAGGAGAAAGGGGUUCUACGCCCAACCUACAAGCGAAACUGGCGGAUCAGGAUUGCGAUCCGGGAGUCGCUCUCCCGUGGGCGAAUGACUGGACAACAGCUGGAACGUUUGAUUGGGCAUAUGACUUUUGUGUCACUUUGCCGUCGUGAGGCCUUGGCGGUGCUUGGUGAGGUAUACACCUUCAUCAGACGGCAUUACCUUGAAUGCGUAGAGCAGUUGACAGAGCAGCGCUCAGUCAAGAAGCAGAGGCGAAGCCAGUUGAGAAAAGCAGCGCAGUCAAGAAAAGUAGGAGUGCUGAGAAAGAACUCAGUAGGACACCUGACUCAAAAGAAAUAUCAGAGACACUGGGAGAUGUUGCAAAAGUGGAGUCACAAUGCAAUUGCAGUAGAUACUUCGCUGGAGGUGUUGGACUCGAUGCUUGCAAAUUAUCUGGAGCAUUGUUACCUAGAAGGGGAGGAUCUCAGUUUUGCGAACUAUGCAGUGGCUUCAGUAGUGUAUCAUCUGCCCAGGGCCAAGGGGGCAGCCUUACCCUUGGUACAACAGUCAAUGCGGGGGUGGCGAAGAUUGUGCCCACCGAGAGCGCCAUUGCCAAUCCCCUACGAAGUAGUGUGUCUGCUGAGCAUGCAGGCCUACAAGGAGCACAAACUAGAGAUUUGCGUGGUGCUGCAACUGAUGUUUUUGUUGUACCUGAGGCCAGGCGAGGCCUUCACCAUGCGGGUCCAAGACAUUGUUUUCCCAGUCAAGCGAGCCGGCAAAGCAUACAAGCACUUCUCAAUACUGCUGCACCCCUCGGAAGAGGGGAUUCCGUCCAAGACGAAACAGUGGGACGAAAUGCUGAGUAUAGACCUGAAACACAUGAAGUUCUUGGGACCAGCUCUAGAACAAAUUCUGGACCUCAAGAACAGGGCAGGUGCAGACAAAGCAUUUACAAUCAGCCUGGAGGACGUGAACCAGUUCAUGGAAAGCAACUGGGAGCCUCUGGGCCUCAAGCCGCUGGGAAAGCCUCACGCAUACAGGUUGCGCCACGGAGGUGCAAGCUGCGAGGCAGCCUUGAAGCUGCGCACACUGGCAUCGAUACAGAGCAGAGGGCGAUGGCAGACGUUGAAAAGUGUCAAGAAUUACGAGAAGGGUUCAAGACUGGCGCAGCUCUUUGGCAGUCUCAGCAAAGCAACAAGAGACAAGGCCGUGCGAGCAAAAAAGGACGUCGUGCAAGUCUUGUCUGGAAAGCUUUAG